AUGGGGAUUAGAGAUGGGGUGCUGGAUUAUAGGGGGAGUUGUGGGAAUAUGACGGCGGGGGUGGCGGCGUUUGCUGUUGAUGAGGGGUUGGUUGAGGUACCCCCCGCUGGAAAGGAUGGGGAGGAGGGGGGGGAGGCGGUGGUGCGGAUUUAUAAUACCAAUACCGGGAAACUGAUCGAAGCCACCGUCCCUGUCAUCGCGGGGGAAGUGGCGGCGGUGGGCGACUUCGCGAUCUCAGGCGUACCAGGGACAGGGGCGUGUAUCAAGCUCGCCUUCCUCGAACCAGCGGGGUCGGUGACGGGGAGGUUGUUACCGACGGGAGGGGGGAUGGAUGUGUUUGAUGGUGUUGAGGCGACGUGUAUUGAUGCGUCGAAUCCGUGUGUUUUUGUUGAGGCGGAGAGUAUGGGUGUUAGUGGCACGAUUUUACCGGCUGAGAUGGGGGGGCAUCCGGAUUUACUGAGGAGGUUGGAGUCAAUUAGGUGCCAGGCGGCGGUGAGGAUGGGGAUGUGCUCCAGGAUUGAGGAUACCCCAGCUGGGGUACCCAAGAUUAGUCUUGUUUCCCCACCUACUGGGAACGAGGGAGAGAGGGGGGAGGGAGGCGUGGAUAUUGUCGUCCGAGCUGUCUCGACGGGGGAUCCGCAUGGGGCGGUGCCGAUUAGUGUUGGGGUCUCUGUGGCGGCGGCGGCGGGGGUGGAGGGGUCGGUUGUGGCGAGGGUUAUGAAGGGGGGUCGGAGGGGGGAGGGGGUGGUGGUGGCGCAUCCGAGUGGGAGGAUGGUGGUUGAUGCGAGGUUUGAGGGGGGAGGUUGGAGAGGGCGGUGGUGUUUAGGACGGCGAGGAGGAUUAUGA
Pseudogymnoascus destructans is the source of this 846-nucleotide messenger RNA. RefSeq lists its product as uncharacterized. The coding region runs from base 1 to 846 and encodes 281 amino acids. NCBI's taxonomy places the organism in Eukaryota, Fungi, Ascomycota, Leotiomycetes, Thelebolales, Thelebolaceae. The transcript has a single exon. The record is from RefSeq and is a predicted model, not a curated record.